Molecule: messenger RNA, 3762 nt
Organism: Spirodela intermedia
Lineage: Eukaryota; Viridiplantae; Streptophyta; Magnoliopsida; Alismatales; Araceae
Source: the annotation of a GenBank genome assembly
AUGGAGCGAAGGACUCUGUUUGUUCUCUUCUCCAUUCUCCUCGCCGGGACACCGACCCUCGGCCAGCGGGACGACAGUUCGGAAGCCCUCGUCUCUGUGAACGUGGGUGUUAUCCUCGACAUGGGGACCCUGGUCGGGAAGAUGUGCUGGACCAGUAUCUCCAUGGCCGUCGAUGACUUCUACGCCGCCAACCGCAAUUUCACAACCCGGCUGGUGCUCCACCUCAGGGAUGGCGAGGCCAGUGUCAUCAGCGCCGGAUCCGCAGGUAGUCUUCUUCGCCCCUCUCACUCUUCCAAGCUUUUCCGUUCACAGCCAGGUUCGCUGCUUCUUACUCAAGUCCUGUUGCUUUUGAAACUGUGUUAACGCAAGUCUCGGAGCUUGAGGACGCACGAAUUGAGAUUUUACUUACCCAAUUAGCCCGUCUGAUUAAUUAUCAAUAAAUGAAGAUUUACGUGUCUCCCGACUAUCUUGAGAAUAAUCUAACGUAAUUUUAUGUGAGAGAAUUCAGCCCUUGGAUUACUGCACAAGGAAGGUGUAUUAGCAAUUUUCGGCCCUCAGAAAUCCGCGCAGGCAAGGUUCUUAUCUGACAUAGCAGACAAAGCUCGGGUCCCAUCUAUCUCCUUCACAGCAACGAGCCCCCUCAUCACGUCUUCAGCUAGGUCUUACUUCGUGAGGAUGGCUAUCAACGACUCCGCCCAGGUCGACGCCGUGGCUUCCAUCGUCAGGUACUAUGCGUGGAGAGAAGUUGUCAUCAUCCAUGAGGAUACCGAUUAUGGGAACGGGGUCAUCCCUUACCUUAUCGACGCCUUGCAAGCGAACAGCAUCAGAGUCCCCCACAGGACAGUGAUACCCCCUUCGGCAACGGACGACCAGAUCAAGGAAGAGCUCCUCAACUUGAAGAUGAUACAGACGAGGGUGUUCAUUGUGCACAUGUCUCUGCCUGUCGGCACUCGUGUCUUCUCGAAGGCAAAGGCGAUAGGAAUGACGACGAAAGGGUUUGCAUGGAUCGUCACCGAUGGCAUCGCAAACCUCGUUGACUCUGUCGACCACGAAGUUAUCAGCGCCAUGCAGGGCUUCGUGGGUGUGAAGCCCUACGUACCCAGAACCGCAGAACUUGAAGCAUUCAUCCGUCGAUGGAAGCGGAAGUAUCGCAAUGAAAACCCUGAAGCCGAGAGGAUCGACCCCUCCAUCUUCAGCCUUUGGGCCUACGACUCCGUCAGAGCCCUGGCCUUGGCCGUGGAGAAGGUUGAAGUUAAGAGGUUUUCCUUCGAGAAGCCACGGAUCUUUGGCAACUCCACGGAUCUAGACGCGCUGAUUGUGUCCAAGAUGGGUCCGACCAUCCUCAAAGCGGUCAUUGAGACGAGUUUUACAGGCCUCAGCGGGGAAUUCCGUCUGGUCAACGGGCAGCUGCAGAGCUCGGCGUAUCAGAUAGUCAAUGUCGUCGGAAAUGGGCAAAAGGGGAUAGGCUUCUGGACACCCAAACGUGGGCUGUCACCGCAGUUGGGAUCUCCGACCAAUAAGGACGAGCUCGGCGCCGUCGUCUGGCCAGGAGAUUCCACCUCAGUCCCGAGAGGAUGGGAGAUCACCACCGGUGGGAGAAGGCUCAGGGUUGCUGUCCCGGUGAAGCAUAGCUUCUUCGAAUUCGUGAGAUUUGACGAAGAUCCCGUCACAAAGGAGAAUGUACCCACAGGAUACUCCAUAGAGAUCUUCGAUAAAGUUAUGAAGUCCUUGCCCUACUAUGUUCCCUUCGACUACUUCCAUUAUGCGAUCAGGAAUGGAGUCUCUGCCUCCUACGACUUGCUCUUACAGCAGGUCCCCGCAGGGGUGGUGAGUUCAUAUUUUUUUUUGGCAUCUAACUAAAUAAUGCCUACCAUCAUUCCAUCUAAAUUAAUCAUAGAGUGGAAAUCUCAACUAGAGAAGUAACCCCAUUCAUUUAUCCGCACCGCUUGACAUGUUGAUCGAUUUUAUAACCUCUGAUUCCAAGCUAAUAUAUCGAAUCAGUUAUUUUUUAUCCUUGUUUAUUUUAGAUGUAAAUCCAGUUAAACUAUUGAUUACUUUCGUUAACUGUGAACUUUGUUUUCUCUCUCUCUCUCUCUCUCUCUCUCUCUCUCUCUCUCUCUCUCUCUCUCUCUCUCUCUCUCUCUCUCUCUCUCUCUCUCUCUCUCUCUCUCUCGCUGGCUAUUUCUUUAUUCUGGAACCGAAUGGUUUCUCAAUGAAAUGAAAUGGCAAUCACCAUUUUAUCUCGUGUUGGGGAGUAGGACUAUGAUGACGUUGCGGGAGACGUGACGAUACUGGCUCGUCGGUUCCAGUACGUGGACUUCACCCUGCCGUACACGGAAUCAGGGGUCUACAUGAUCGUUCCCCUCAAAGACGACGACAAGAGGGAGAAUCUUGGUCUUCAUGGAACCGUUAACGCCCGAGCUGUGGCUGUGCAGUCUCUGCUUCUUCGUCUUUACCGGCUUCAUUUUGUGGGGGAUCGAGCGGAUGCACAACAACGAGCAUUUCAUGGGUCCUCCUCUUCAAGUUAUCAGCAACGUUCUGUACUUCACAUUCUCGACGUUCGUCUUUGCGCACAGUACACUACACGCCUUCUCCCACGUCUUUUCCAAGUCUUCUUCUUCUUUCGAAGCCUUAUUCUUCCUCCUCUUCAGACGUUCUUCUUCUAAGUUCCAAGUCCUCUUCAAUUCUUCUUGUAGUCUCUAAAUUUCCAUCUUGAGGCCUUCUUCUCACCAUUAUUCUCGUCUUCAAUUUCCCUUGUACCAGUUGUCGUCUUCUAAACAUGAUGUGUACAAUUUAUUCAGAGCAAGAACUUAAGAGCAGCUUAUCAAAGACCGUGAUAAUCGUGUGGCUCUUCGCGGUGCUCAUACUGACGUCGACCUACACGGCUAGCUUGGCAUCUAUUCUGACAACGGCGAACCUCAAGCCUGCGUUCAACGACGUGGGCGAGUUGGUCAGAAGCGGGAAGUUCGUAGGGUACAGCAGAGGCUCCUUUCAGAUGGACCUGCUGAAGCCGACCUUCGGCUCCAAGCUGAUUCCCUUAAGCGGCCCGGAUAAGUACGCCUCGGCUCUUACGAAAGGCACUGUGAACGCCGUCUUACAUGAGCUCCCAUACGUCAAGCUCUUCCUCAAAAAAUACUGCAAGGGCUACACCAUCAUCGGCCCGACUCAAAAGACUCUGGGGUUCGGAUUCGUGAGCGUCUUCUCUUCUCACCUUUCUCUCUCUAGUUAUCGUCACUGCGAUAGAGGGCUCCUCCAUGUUACAGCUGAACCUUUCGGUCUGAAAGUUUAUCCCCAAUGCAGGCCUUUCGGAAGAACUCUCCCCUUCUCUCGGACGUAUCGAAGGCGGUGGUUACCUUGAUGCAGAGUCCGUUGAUGGACGACAUCGAGAAGCGGUGGAUGCUGACGAACGAUACGAGCCAGUGCCCGCAGGCCGAUGCCGGCGGCAGCCACAUCACAUUGCACCGCCUGCGGGGGCUGUUCGUCUUCACCGGUAUCAUCUCCUCGAUGGCGCUGCUGGUCGCCUGCAUCGAAAACCUUCUCGGGGGAUACCAAAAUCCCCGAGUGAGGCCCCCCGAACCAACCCUGGAAGAAGAAGAUGAACCGCUGGCCGACGACGAGCAGCCCCCAGUUGACGUCGGACUGCCCGAAAUAGGAGGACCAGGGCGAGACAGUGGGGCAAAAUUAGAAGAUUCCGGCGGGAGGGGCCUAUCCAUGACCGAAAAUUCUGCGACUUCACAAGGACAUCGAGAGGUGACUGUUUGA